CACUAACAGUCCCGCAUGUUGCAGUAAGUUUUCACAUUCUCGUCGCUCCAACUCUCGCAUGGCCAGUCCGCGCGGCUCGACAUCGGAGAGCCUACCACCGGGCGAAACCUCCACGUUUGCACGCCGUCGCAGGGGCGCCAUACGCCACAAGGAAGUCUUCGAGGUCAAAGAACACAAAUUCGUCGCUCGAUUUCUCAAACAGCCGACCUUCUGCUCGCACUGCAAAGACUUCAUAUGGGGGCUGCUCUCCAAGCAAGGAUUACAAUGCCAAGUCUGUAGCUUCGUCGUGCACAAGCGCUGUCACGAUCUGGUGACGUUUCGCUGCCCGGGAGCGGACGAGGGCGUCGAUUCCGACGCGCCGCGCUCUGCUCAUCGCUUCAAGUCGCAUACCUAUGCGUCACCGACGUUUUGCGACCACUGCGGCUCGUUGCUGUACGGCCUCUUCAAUCAAGGCCUCAAAUGUUCGGAGUGCCAGGUGAAUGUACACAAAAAGUGCGAACGGCUUGUGCCGAAGCUUUGCGGGCAGGACUUUACGGAAAAGCGUGGAAGAAUUCGGUUGAAGAUUUCGUAUCAGAAGGCAACGCCAGUGCUCGGAAAGUUGGUUGUUAAUGUCUUCGAAUGUAGGAAUCUUCCACCAAUGGAUCCCAACGGACUGGCUGAUCCAUACGUGAAACUCAAACUCAAACCUGAUCAGGACAAGUCGAGCAAAAAGAAAACUGCCAUUCAGAAAGCAACACUUAAUCCUAUCUUUAAUGAAAGCUUUGAAUUGUAUGUCACAGAUGACAUGGUGAGAGAUCAUAGGUUACUCCUUGAAGUAUGGGAUUGGGAUCGUACAACUAGGAAUGACUUCAUGGGUAGCAUGUCGUUCCCAAUCAGUGAGCUACUAAGUGGCAAUGUCGUUCAUGAUGGAUGGUUCAAACUUAUGGAUCACAAAGAAGGUGAUCAUCACUAUCAUCUUUGCCCCAGUGAUGAAGACAUAGAGAAACGAAUAGCUGAAAAGCUCAAGAUUGAUGAAACCGCUGCUUCUAAGGCAAAGACCACCUCGACGAGUCCACAGACAGUCAAUCCUACAGGCUCCCAGAAGAGGUUUGGUCUUGCAGAUUUCAAUUUCAUUGUUGUACUCGGCAAGGGCAGCUUUGGAAAGGUGAUGCUGGCUGAAUUGAAGGGCCAGGAUCAAUAUUUUGCCAUCAAAGUACUCAAAAAAGAUGUCAUCGUUCAAGAUGAUGACGUGGAGUGUACAAUGAUUGAGAAACGCGUGCUUGCUCUUCAGAAAAAGCCACCUUUUCUAACCGCCCUUCACUGUGCAUUUCAGACAGAGGGCCAUCUUUUCUUUGUUAUGGAAUAUGUGAAUGGUGGCGAUCUGAUGUUCCACAUUCAACAGUUUGGACGAUUUAGAGAACCACAAGCUUCGUUUUAUUCUGCAGAAAUUGUAUUGGGGUUGAUGUACCUUCAUGCUCAAAAUAUUAUCUACCGUGAUUUAAAGCUAGACAACGUUCUACUGGAUGCAGACGGACACGUCAAGAUUGCCGAUUUUGGAAUGUGCAAGGAGAAUAUCACCGAUGGAAACACAACACGAACUUUCUGUGGCACACCAGAUUACAUAGCUCCAGAGAUUGUUGCCUAUCAACCAUAUGGAAAGUCAGUAGACUGGUGGGCCUUAGGAGUAUUGAUGUUUGAGAUGAUGGUUGGUCAGCCUCCGUUCGAUGGUCGUGAUGAAGAUGAUUUGUUUAAUCAUAUAUUAGAAAAACAAGUGCACUUUCCGAAGUUUCUAUCCAAAGAAGCAGUAGCUAUUCUGAAAGGGUUCUUGGCCAAACAUCCAGCAAGACGUCUUGGCUGUGGCGAAUCAAGUGAGCAAGACAUCAAACAACACGUUUUCUUUAGGAAGAUUGAAUGGGACAAACUAGCAGCAAGAGAAGUCCAACCUCCAUUCAAACCAAAAAUUAAAUCAAAGAAAGCUUGUAAUAAUUUUGACAAAGAAUUUACAUCAGAGGCCCCUCGUCUGACACCAGGCGACAAGAAAAUCAUUCAGCAAAUAAACCAAGCAGAUUUCAAAGAGUUCUCAUUCACCAAUCCAGAAUUCGUUGCAUGAACAGAUGUAGUAAGAUUCGAGACUUCGAGACAAUACUAUUUUCUCAAGAAAUUUUAAGACGAUAUUGGGUGUCAUCUAGGCUCUUGUAUGUACUGUAGUGCAUGGUGUUAGUUAAUUUCAAUGUACUGUAGUGGGGCAUAAAGUAUGGACUCAAUUGGUGUCGAGUUAACGAUUACAAGAGGAACAAUCACUUUCACUAAACAAGGGACGACUUACCGCUUGAGUUCAUGACAUUACGCGCAGCAGCUUAGAAUAUAAAUAUAACAACAAAAUAUUUCCAGUACUUUAA
Messenger RNA from Corticium candelabrum, 2378 nucleotides. Its product is annotated as calcium-dependent protein kinase C-like. The coding region runs from base 59 to 2089 and encodes 676 amino acids. Gene Ontology annotation, cellular component: nucleus; cytoplasm. Gene Ontology annotation, molecular function: ATP binding; diacylglycerol-dependent serine/threonine kinase activity; zinc ion binding. The transcript is spliced from 14 exons. NCBI's taxonomy places the organism in Eukaryota, Metazoa, Porifera, Homoscleromorpha, Homosclerophorida, Plakinidae. Gene Ontology annotation, biological process: protein phosphorylation. The record is from RefSeq and is a predicted model, not a curated record.